UCGAACCGGUGAAACAAACCAUAAGGAAGAAAAAAAUGAAAAUGAAAAUGAAAACACAAGACCAAAAGAACCAAGAACUCUCAUGAAAAAGAAGAAAAAAAGAAUCUCUUUAUUGCUACUGCACAUCUACACCAUGGCCACACCCCAAACAUAGACGCUAAUAUGCAGUCGAGACUUGGGACUCCCCACCCGAACCAUACCUCAGAGCCCUUUACCUUCCCGCCAUAAUACAAAGAAAAUGACCAUAAACCACAAAUACUACAAGCACUCCCUUUCUUUGAACAAAUUCCUCAAAUCCAAGAAAAACCUCUCUAAAACCCCACCAAAACUCUUUCCUAAUGACCCGACACCCCAACAAAUCACACAAACGAUUAGCAACAGCUCAAAUGCUCCCACAUUAGAUCUUAAUCACCCCAUCUUGCAAAAACUGGAACAAUCAUGUACUAACAUCAAACAAUUCAAUCAAAUCCACACCCAACUUACAGUCUUGGGCCUUUUCCAACACCCUUUCGCCGCGAGUCGUUACAUCAAGAAGCUCUGUGCUUGUUUAAAUUCAGUUUCUCAUUGCGUUUCUCUGUAUAAUCACAUUGGAGAACCUGAUGCUUUUAUGUGUAAUACUAUAAUGAGAAGUUUUGUGAAUGUGAAUGACCCUUUUGGUGCUUUGAGAUUUUAUUAUGAAAAAAUGAUUGCUAAGUGGGUUUUGCCUAAUCAUUACACAUUUCCUCUUGUUGCUAAGGUUUGUGCUGAUAUUGGGUCUUUGAGAGAAGGUCAAAAGGUUCAUGCUUUAGUAGUGAAAUUUGGGUUUGAGUUGGAUUUGUUUGUGAGGAAUUCUUUUAUACGUUUUUACUCUGUUUGUGGGAGGACCUCGGAUGCGAGGAUGGUGUUUGAUAAUGGGUUUGUGUUGGAUUUGGUGAGUUGGAAUUCGAUGAUUGAUGGUUAUGUGAAGAAUGGAGAGUUGGGUCUUGCACGUGAGAUCUUUGAUGAAAUGUAUGAGAGAGAUAUUUUCACUUGGAAUUCAAUGAUUUCUGGGUAUGUGGGAGUCGGAGAUAUGGAGGCGGCUAGAGGAUUGUUUGACAAAAUGCCAUCCAGAGAUGUUGUGUCUUGGAAUUGCAUGAUUGAUGGGUUUGCAAGGAUAAAAGAUGUUUCAAUGGCAGCUAAGUUUUUUGAUAAGAUGCCUUUGAAGAAUGUGGUUUCUUGGAAUGUUAUGUUGGCUCUUUAUCUAAGGUGCAAGAAGUAUAGUGAUUGCUUGAGAUUUUUUGACAUGAUGGUUGGAGGGGACUUUGUGCCCGAUGAAGCAUCUCUUGUAAGUGUCUUGACUGCAUGUGCGGAACUGAAAAUGCUUGAUCAAGGAAAAUGGAUUCAUUCUUAUAUGAGGGAUAAUGGGAUUAAGCCUGAUAUAUUACUCUCAACUGCUCUAUUAACCAUGUACGCAAAAUGUGGGGCAAUGGAUUUGGCUAGAGGAGUGUUUGAUAAGAUGCCUGAAAAAAGUGUGGUGGCAUGGAAUUCUAUGAUCAUUGGAUACGGUAUGCAUGGACAUGGAGACAAAGCCCUAGAAAUGUUCUGGGAGAUGGAGAAGGGAGGUCCUAUGCCAAAUGAUGCUACUUUUAUGAGUGUUUUGUCUGCAUGCUCACAUUCAGGGAUGGUUUGGAAUGGUUGGUGGUACUUUGAUCUAAUGCAUAGAAAAUAUAAGAUUAAACCAAAGCCUGAGCACUAUGGUUGUCUGGUUGAUCUCCUUGGCCAGGCAGGUUUGAAAGAACCGUCAGAAGAUCUCACAAGGAAGAUGCAUACGGAGGUAGAGCCUACUUUAUGGGGAGAUCUUCUUUCAGCUUGUAGGGUCCACUGUAUUUCAGAACCUGGAGAGAUCCUGGCCAAGCAACUAAUUAAGUUAUUUCCAAAUCAUAUUGUUCCAUAUUUGUUAUUAUCAAACACAUAUGCCGCUGACGGGAGGUGGGAUGAUGUAGAAAAUUUGAGAAGGACUCUGAAGAAUAAGACUCUUAAUUCAAAAAUGGUUUUCACUUCAAGGAGGCACUCAAUGUUGAGUGAGGCGGCUGCUCAGAUCAAAUUGUCUAAUAUAGAUUCUAUUAGGACUUGAAACUCAGCCAUACUGUUUAGCAAGUUUUAAAAAUACACCUUUUCAAUUGGAGAUGGCCAAAAUGACAAUUUUUGCAAUGGGAAAUACGGAAGUCUUUUGGAUGUCAAGUGUGAAUCCCGGGAAGCACGUGGACUCCAGGUUAUGGGCUAACUCGUUCAAACCGCUGAUUUUCCCUGAGAAAGAACCUUGUAACUGUUUAAGGAUACCAUAUCCAGCUGCAAAUUGUAAAGAUAAGGUCACACUGAUUAGUAGCUGAAGAGGUGUGUUAAAACUGAUUUCUUUUGUUUUCCAGUCUGAACUCUAAAUCCAUGAUAAGCUGAUAGCACAUUUGCUGUGUAUGAAAUGUAUUAUGCCAUUGACCUUUAUCUAUGGUUUUGGUUACAAACUCAGCAUUGAAGACACUUUGUUGUUUCAUUA
Messenger RNA from Populus euphratica (Euphrates poplar), 2509 nucleotides. Its product is annotated as putative pentatricopeptide repeat-containing protein At5g37570. The record is from RefSeq and is a predicted model, not a curated record. Lineage: Eukaryota; Viridiplantae; Streptophyta; Magnoliopsida; Malpighiales; Salicaceae. Gene Ontology annotation, molecular function: RNA binding; protein binding. The coding region runs from base 239 to 2092 and encodes 617 amino acids. Gene Ontology annotation, biological process: RNA modification. The transcript has a single exon.